GGCCCUCCCUCCAGGCUCCGCGGGUAGCCCCGGCCGCCGCGCCAUGUCCUCCGGCUGGUUCCGGCGCCGCUUCCUGCCCGGAGGUCCGCUCCCCGCGCCGCGGUCCCCGCGGUCCCCGCGGCCGCGCGCCAGCCCCGUGCCCUACCGGCGGCCCCGCUUCCUGCGCGGCUCGGGCUCCUGCUCCGGCACCGCCGACGCCCCGCGCCGCCCGGACGCCCGGCCCGUGCGCUGCCCCGCGCGGGGCCGCGUUCUGCCCUGGAACGCAGGCUACGCAGAGAUCAUCAAUGCAGAGAAAUCUGAGUUCAAUGAGGAUCAGGCUGCCUGUGGGAAGCUGUGCAUCCGGAGAUGUGAGUUCGGGGCUGAAGAGGACCAGGAGUGGCUGACCGUGUGCCCAGAGGAGUUGCUGACAGGUCAUUACUGGGCACUGUUUGAUGGGCACGGCGGUCCAGCAGCAGCCAUCCUGGCUGCCAACACCCUGCACUCCUGCCUGCGCCGGCAGCUGGAGACCAUAGUAGAGGGCAUGGUGGCCACUCAGCCCCCCAUGCACCUCAGUGGCCACUGUGUCUGCCCCAGUGAUCCCCAGUUUGUGGAGGAAAAGGGCAUUAGGACAGAAGACUUGGUGAUCGGAGCUCUGGAGAGCGCUUUCCAGGAAUGUGAUGAGAUGAUCGGGCGGGAGCUGGAGGCCUCAGGCCAAGUGGGUGGCUGCACAGCCCUGGUGGCUGUGUCCCUACAGGGGAAGCUGUAUGUGGCCAAUGCCGGAGAUAGCAGGGCCAUCUUGGUGAGAAGAGAUGAGGUACGGCCUCUGAGCUCUGAGUUCACCCCGGAGACUGAGCGACAACGAAUCCAGCAGCUGGCCUUUGUCUACCCUGAGCUUCUGGCUGGUGAGUUCACCCGACUAGAGUUCCCUCGGCGACUGAAGGGGGAUGACUUGGGGCAGAAGGUUUUGUUCAGGGAUCACCACAUGAGUGGCUGGAGCUACAAGUGCGUGGAGAAGUCGGAUCUCAAGUACCCACUGAUCCACGGACAGGGUAGGCAGGCUCGGUUACUGGGAACACUGGCUGUGUCUCGCGGCCUGGGAGACCAUCAGCUCAGAGUACUGGACACAAACAUUCAGCUCAAGCCCUUCUUGCUCUCUGUCCCACAGGUGACAGUGCUGGAUGUGGACCAGUUGGAGCUGCAGGAGGAGGAUGUUGUUGUCAUGGCAACUGAUGGGCUCUGGGAUGUCCUGUCCAAUGAGCAGGUGGCACGGCUAGUGCGAAGCUUCCUCUCUGGCAAUCAAGAGGACCCACACAGGUUCUCGGAGCUGGCGCAAAUGCUGAUACACAGCACACAGGGGAAGGACGACGGUCCCACAGGGGAAGGGCAAGUGUCCUACGACGAUGUCUCAGUGUUCGUGAUUCCCUUGCACAGCCAGGGCCAAGGGAGCAGUGGCCACUGAGGAUUCAGACACCGCAUUCCAGAACCACUUGGGGCCAUGUGCAGUCUGGGCAUCCCUCCACUUGUGGUCUACAGCAAGCCUGCCCCCAGAUAGCCCAGGGCUCUUGCCCCCCACCCCAGCCCAUUUCAAGGGAAGCAUUUAUUUAUACCCCAAAGUCAGAGCUGAAGACCAAAGAACCCAGCUCCGCAAGUCCCCCCUUUGGCAGGCAGGGAAAGAGUGCUAAUGUCAACAUUCCUGUGGCAGGCAUUUUACAACUUAGGACACCCACAGGAGGCUCUUCAGAUGGGAUCCUUCACAGCCCAAUAUGUUAUUCCCAGCUCGACUAAGGGAAUUGACCAGAGAUGCCAGGAGGGCCAGAUAGCCUGUGUUUGGAUCCAAGUCUCCAAUCCAUGAAUGUCAGGGUAUCUACUUAACCCCCAAAGCCCAUGCAGGGAGCCUUAUGGGAAGUUGUGGGCAGCCUCCUAUCUGCUGAACAGCCGUCCUGAAGCAGGCCCUGGGGCUAAAGUUGGAGAACCGAAAGGGGCAAGGAGCCCGUUGGCUGAGUGGGGAAUUGCCUCCAAUUACUGCUCCUGCCUCUGACCUUGCAUCCGGAUUGCUCCUUCCAGGCCGCAGCCCUGCCCUAGGUUGAUGCCCCGAUAAUGCCCUUGUUUUGUUGCUCCCCAUCAUCUCCCUAUGAUUAAAUGUUUGU
Molossus molossus (Pallas's mastiff bat) is the source of this 2126-nucleotide messenger RNA. RefSeq names its product protein phosphatase, Mg2+/Mn2+ dependent 1M (gene PPM1M). Lineage: Eukaryota; Metazoa; Chordata; Mammalia; Chiroptera; Molossidae. The record is from RefSeq and is a predicted model, not a curated record. Gene Ontology annotation, biological process: protein dephosphorylation. The transcript has 10 exons. Gene Ontology annotation, molecular function: protein serine/threonine phosphatase activity. Bases 44 to 1438 code for a protein of 464 amino acids.